Molecule: messenger RNA, 1398 nt
Organism: Brenthis ino (lesser marbled fritillary)
Lineage: Eukaryota; Metazoa; Arthropoda; Insecta; Lepidoptera; Nymphalidae
Source: the annotation of a GenBank genome assembly
AUGUCUGCACGGGAAGUAGAAUUGACUGGCGGCGCGCCGUGGGGCUUCCGGAUGCACGGCGGUGCUGAUCAAAAUCAACCACUGAGAAUAUCGAGAAGCUUCAGCGAUAUGCCUCAGCGAACAUCCAAUGUGAAUCCAGGUCGAAAGGCAUCUCUUAGUGGGAUUCGAGAAGGCGACGUCAUAACCUCAAUCAAUGGCAAACCAACGAAGGAUAUGAGCAACUCCGAUGCACACGCAAUGCUGAGAUCUGCAGGACCAGUUUUACGGCUAGGAUUGAACGAAGACAGAGAGACGUCACCGCGAAGAAGAUCUAUUGGUAAAGCAACAGAGUUAAAAAGACCUUCUCAACUAAUCUCCGAAAUAAAUAAUGGAAGAGCAACGCCACAGGCUCCAGUAUAUGCCACAAUACGGCCGGCGACUUCUAACAACAAACUUUCUUCACCGAUACGAUCUCUAAACUCCCCACUAAAUUCUACUCCACUUGUGAAGUCCAUAUCUCCUGAGCCGCUCAAAUUUCACCCAACUAAUCCUUUCUACUCCACAUUACCACAUUACACGAGCUCUUCAAAACUUCCUAUUCCGAAUGGCAAACCUUCCAAUACCCCAACACAUAGACCUAUCAAAUCAACUGACUCCUACAAUAAGAACAACGAAAAUGACUUAAAAUUAUCCUCAUUCUUUUCUAAGAAAUUCGACUCAGGUCCUAGUAGUAUACCGAAUAUGAGCACUGAAUCGCAUAUAAAUAAUUCUUAUGAAACAUCACCAAAGUGUUUAUCAAACGACUUAUAUAGUUCCUUUUCUGAUAGUCAAAUUAAGUGUGAAACUAGAAAAAAUUAUGACAUAAAAGAUAAUAUAAAUCCAUUUGAAACAAUGAAAGCUAAUGAUUUAAGAAACAAUUUCACAAAUUCGGAAGAUAAGUUAAAUAAUACAUCCAUAAACGGAUCUACCCUGAAUUAUUCUAAAAGCGAUGGUGACUUCCGGUUGAACGAGGAAGUUAUUAAACGUUCUAUGAUAUCUGAGAAGAAAAUUAGUGAGAUCGAAGAAACAAAAACGAUAAAGAAAAUAACACUUAAUGGAUCUAGUCAGGGUGAAAACUAUAGAAAUGGAGUAUCAAAUUACUGUGAUGAUAAAAAAUCAAAAUUUAACAUGAACAAGGAAGAGAUGCCUGAGAAUUCUACUACUGAACGCAUUAUUCCAAUUACGAUACAAUAUAACGAUUUUCGUAAAAGUAAUUUCGGACAGAGCGAAAAUACUCAAGGCAAAUUUGCUCGCACGCCUGUUUACCAGACAUCGACUGAAGAACAUAGUGUAGAAGAGGCUAGUGAGGUAUUGUCAGCCAGACCACCCGUGAAAUCUCCGAGCACACCUUCUAACGUCACGACUCCGACGAAACGUAAG